Molecule: messenger RNA, 3203 nt
Organism: Schistosoma spindalis
Lineage: Eukaryota; Metazoa; Platyhelminthes; Trematoda; Strigeidida; Schistosomatidae
Source: the annotation of a GenBank genome assembly
AUUCAUUUACAAUGAUCAAUCAUUAUUUAUAUAAUUAUGUAAUACCACAAUGGAUUACAUCAUCAACUUUAUCAUUCUCUAAAAUAUACCUUCAUAUAACCUUUCUAUUGUAUUCUACAUUAUGUUUAUCUAUUCAUGAGAAUACUAUACAAAAUAUUAAUGAAUUAACAUUAACAAUACAAGAAGAAUUACCUAUAGAUGGUGCUAUCAUACCAUAUACUAAAACAGGAUCAACAACAAUUCAAAUACAAAUAGAAAAUAUUGAUGAUGAAUCACCUGAAAUAUAUAUACAUCCUAUACAAUCUUUACAACAACAACAACAACAAUAUCCCCAGCAACAACAACAUCCCCAGCAACAACAACAAGAAGAAGAUGAUGAUGAUGAUUCUUAUAUAUUACAUAAUCCACAACAAUUAUAUGAAACAGAAAUAGGUGUAUUAGAAAAUCAAACAUCGAAACAAUUAAUUGCAUUAAUUGAAGUGAAAGAUCCAGAUGAUAUAAUGAAUUUAAUUAAUAUACAAUGUAUAUUAAUUGGUAAAUAUUCAAAUGAUUUUUAUUUAUUAUAUCAUAAUUUAUUAAAUAAUGAAUAUCAAUUAUAUACAAAUAUGAUAUUAGAUCGUGAAAAACAAUCUAAAUUAUAUUUAUUUAUUGAAUGUAAAGAUUUAGCUAAUCAUAUAACAAGACAUAAACUUAUUAUACAUAUAUUAGAUAUUAAUGAUCAUAAACCACAAUGUAUGGAAUCUCAUUAUUAUUAUUCAUUAUAUGAAGAUGAUCAUGAGAAAGAAGAAGAAGAAGAUCAUGUUGUGGAUGAUAAUAAAGAUCAUCAAUUACAUAAGACUAUGACAAAUCGUACAUGGUUAACAACAAAUGGUUUAGCUUAUAUUAUAGCAAUAGAUAAUGAUAUUGGUAGAAAUAGUCAAAUAACAUAUGAAUUAACAAAUCAAUCUAUGGAUUAUAUUCAUAAUAAAUUUACUAUUGAUUUAAAUACUGGACAAUUAUUAGCAUGGGGACCAUUUGAUCGUGAAUCAAUAUCAAUAUAUGAAUUAAAUAUAUUAGUUAAAGAUCAUGGUCAAUCAAUACAAUUUAGUACAAAUUGUUUAGUAACUAUUAAUAUAUUAGAUAUUAAUGAUAAUAUACCAAUAUUUCAUCCAAAAUUAAAUAUAAUAGGUGGUUAUUUAUUUUAUAUUAAAGAGAAUCAAUUACCUGGAACAUAUAUUGGACAAAUUCAAGCAUAUGAUUUAGAUGAUUUACCAGCUUCAAUAGAUUUAACACAAUUAUUCAAUGAUUAUGAUCAAUCGAAUUCAUUAUUAUCACCAUCAUCAUCAUCAUCAUCUAAUAGACAUAAUGUAAAUAAUGAAUUGAAAGAUGUUAUAAAUAGUAUGGAUAAAAAAUUGACAUAUUCAUUAAAAAAUGAAUAUAAUUCACAAAUGUUUAGAAUUGAUCCUAAAACUGGUGUUAUUAUAACACGAACAAUAUUAGAUCGUGAAAUUCAAGGAACAUAUACAUUUUAUGCAUAUGUACAUGAUGGUCCUGAUAAAAUUAUUCAAAUAACAAAUACUACUGAUAAUAAAGUUGAACUUCAACGUACUAUUAAUAAUUAUCGUUCUCAUACAGCUUCUAUUAUGAUUACAAUUACUAUACAAGAUGAAAAUGAUAAUGAUCCAGUAUUUAUUCGACCAAAUUCAACCAAUCAUAUGAUAUUAUUAAAUCCUACAACUAUACCUGGACAAUCUUUAUCACAAUUAUUAGCAAUAGAUCCAGAUGAAGGUUUAAAUGGACAAGUAUCUUAUACAAUCAAAGGUGAAACAGCUGGAAUAUUAUUUAAUGUUGAUUCAAGAACUGGAUUAUUAUAUUUAGAAAGUCAAAUACCAAGACAAUAUAUAACAAAUAAUAAACAAAAAACUAUAAUAAAUAAUCAAGGAAAUGAUUUAACUUAUCCAACAUUUUUACUAGCAUUAGAUGCAUGUGAUCAUGGAGAACCAAGACGAUGUACACAUUUUCCAAAUCUUCAGAUACAGAUUCGCAGUUCAUCAAAUAUUAUUGAUGAAGGGAAAUCAAAUGAAUACAGACAAACUGAUUUAUCUAUUAAUCAAAAAAUUGAUGAUAUUUUCAUGUCACAAUCAAGUCAUGGAUCUAUAUCGUCAUCAUCAUCAUCAUCAUCAUCAUCAAGUGGUUCUGGUACUUCAACUACUUAUCUUGGAAGAUAUUCACUUGGUGAAGUACUGAUCAUUGGAUUAUCUAUAUUCUUCUCAAUAUUAGUUUUAAUUAUUCUAUUUACUAUUUGUAUUGUACGACGUAGAACUCAACAAAUAUUACAGAAUAAUGAACGAAUAAAUCCUGAACUGUUGAAAUUGAAUCAUGGAAAUACUGGGUUCAAUGUUGAAUCAAAUGAAAAAAAUAAACGAACUAAACCUCGGGUUAAGUUAUCCAAUUCAAAUACUACUAAAAAGAAUACAACUAUUAAAAAAUCAUUUAUAUUAAGAUUACUUACACGGCAACUAAAUAAAAAUAUAACUAUGAAUACAGAUCAUGCAAAUGUAAAUACAACAUCAUCAACAUCAGUGUUACCAAUCAGUUGUAAUUUAUCGAUUAACAGUUCAAAUCCAUUGAUAAUAUCAUCAAUAUCAUCAUCAUUAUCAUCGUCAUCAUCAUCGUCCACAGCACAAAUAAUGAAUCAAUCAAGAUUAAACUAUUCUAUAGAUUUAAUGAAUUCUCGUUUAUAUAAUCCAAAUAUUCAUCAUUCUAUCAAUUAUGGACCUUAUAGUCCAAUAUGUGUAAAUACUACUACUAAUAACAUAUCAGUAAUAUCAGAUGAUUAUCAAUCAUUAAAUUGUUGGAAUGAUUUACCAGUAUAUUAUUCAAAUCAAUUUAAACAAGACAAUAUAACAAAUUUAAAUAUACCACAAUUAUAUAUGAAACCAUUAAAACAAUCAAUCACUGCACAGAAUUCAAAUGUAGAUAUUACCAUUAAUAAUAGUAGUAUUACGUCAACAUCAUUAUCACCAACAACAACACUAUCAUCAUUACCAAUUGUAUUACAUAAUAAGCAAAAUGAUUCUAAUUGGAGAUUACAUAAUACUCAUCUAUUAAUGAAUAAUAAUAAUAAUAAUAAUAAUAAUAAUAAUAAUGGUUAUAUACAGAAUAAUAGUGUAUUAUCAACUUCACAAGCUUAUACGGGAUUAAUUAAAUCUACGUUUGUAUAG